Scomber scombrus (Atlantic mackerel) is the source of this 2005-nucleotide messenger RNA. RefSeq names its product poly (ADP-ribose) polymerase 2 (gene parp2). The transcript is spliced from 17 exons. Bases 52 to 2001 code for a protein of 649 amino acids. Gene Ontology annotation, molecular function: zinc ion binding; NAD+ poly-ADP-ribosyltransferase activity. The record is from RefSeq and is a predicted model, not a curated record. NCBI's taxonomy places the organism in Eukaryota, Metazoa, Chordata, Actinopteri, Scombriformes, Scombridae.
UUUCUCUCUCUUGUUUAUAUAUAUUUCUUUUUUUUACUCUCACAAAGCACAAUGAAGCGAACAAGGAGGAAUAAAAGUCAAAGUGCAGCAGAAACUGAAGAAGCAGUUCUGUCUAAAACAGUGUGGCAGUGGAAGGGAGAUGAAGGUCAGUGGGAGCCGUACUCUCCGUCCGCCUGCGCCUUGUUGGACUCCGCCGUCUCCGCUGGGAAAACCUCAGCGACUCUGUCUCUGGGCUCGGGGACGGACUACGAGGUCGACCUGAAGAAGAUGGUCCAGAUUAAUCCCGUCACCAAGUUCAAGAGGAAGAUUCGCUCUCAGAAAGUAAAACCAGAGGAUUUGAGUGAAGCCGGCGACUCGGCCGCCAGUAACGGGACGACAGUUCAAGUCAAAGAGGAAGAGGAGGAGACGGAGACGGAGACGAAACCUGCAGCUAAGAGGAAAAGAGGGCAGAGCAAGAGUCAGACCAAAACCAAAGAAGAAAUGAAGAGUGAAGAAGUCGUAAAGACGGUGAUCAUGAAGGGAAAAGCUCCAGUGGACACCGAAUGCAAAGCCAAACUUGGAAAGGCUCAUGUUUACUGUGAAGGAAAAGAUGUUUACGACGUGAUGAUGAACCAGACAAAUCUUCAGUUUAACAACAACAAAUUUUACCUGAUCCAGCUGCUGGAAGAAGACGGCUCCAAGUCGUACAGUGUUUGGAUGAGAUGGGGCAGAGUGGGUAAAGUGGGUCAAAACAGUCUGACGGCUUGCGGUGGAGAUCUGCUGAAAGCGAAAGAUAUCUUCAAGAAAAAAUUCUUAGACAAGACAAAAAACGACUGGGAGCACCGAGCGACUUUUGAGAAAGUGGCUGGAAAAUACGACAUGGUGUUCAUGGACUACAGCACCAAUGAAAAGGAGGAGUCGAAGACCGCGGUGGAAACUGUACAAAAGAAGAAGAAGACCUCAACACUCGAUGCAAAGAUCCAGUCUCUCCUGGAGCUCAUCUGCGACAUCAAAGCCAUGGAGGAGUGCGUGCUGGAGAUGAAGUUUGAUACCCGCAAAGCUCCUCUCGGGAAACUGACCACAGAGCAGAUCCGUGCAGGUUACGCAGCGCUGAAGAGGAUCGAAGCGUGUUUGAAGAAGAAGGGAAGCAAUAAGGAGCUGCUGGAAGCCUGCAACCAGUUUUACACUCGCAUCCCACACGACUUUGGGUUAAAAACUCCCCCGAUCAUUCACACAGAAGAUGAGCUGAAGGAAAAAAUUGCACUUUUGGAGGCGCUCAGUGACAUCCAGAUCGCAGUGAAGAUGGUCCAGUCGAGUGCAGACGGUGACGAACAUCCUCUGGACAGACAGUAUCUCUCCCUCAAGUGCAAACUGCAGCCACUAGACGCCGGCGCCAAUGAAUACAAGGUGAUAGAAAAGUAUCUGCAGACCACUCACGCUCCGACACACUGUGACUACUCCAUGUCUGUGCUGGACAUGUUCUCAGUGGACAGAGAAGGAGAGAACGACAAAUUCCUCUCAAACUUACACAGCAGGACUCUGCUGUGGCACGGUUCCCGCCUGUCUAACUGGGUCGGCAUCCUCAGUCAGGGGCUCAGAGUGGCUCCGCCUGAAGCUCCCGUCACCGGUUACAUGUUUGGUAAAGGUAUCUACUUUGCCGACAUGUCGUCAAAGAGCGCCAACUACUGCUUUGCCAACCAGCAGAACCACGUCGGACUGCUGCUGCUGUGUGAGGUCGCCCUGGGAGACAGUAACGAGCUGCUGGACGCCAACUACGAGGCCAACAAUCUGCCGGCUGGAAAACACAGCACCAAAGGAAUGGGACAGACCGGACCUGACCCCAAAAACUCUGUCACCAUGGAUGAUGGUGUGAUGGUGCCGAUGGGUCCAGGGGUGAAGACAGGCUUGGGCAAACACAACGGUUACUCCCUUCUCUACAACGAGUUUGUCGUCUACGACCCUGCACAGAUCCGCAUGAGGUACCUGCUGCGGGUCAAGUUCAACUACGCUUCGCUGUGGUGAGGCU